GGAGGCAAGCGAGCUGGAGCUUAAGAGGCCAGGCGCUGCCAAGCCAAUAAAACACAGCUAUUGUCUCUUCUUGGCCUCUUUUAAUGCCAGCUGCUGUGGGCAUAUAAAAGGGCCUUCAAUGACCCAGGGAACACACAGCCUCGGCUCCAUCCACUCUCAGCUUCUCUCCUCUUUGCACGUGUCCUCCACCAUGACCUGUGGCUUUCGAACUGGAAACUUCAGCUGCGCCUCAGCCUGCGGGCCCCGGCCUGGCAAAUGCUGCAUCUCCGCAGCUCCCUACCGCGGCAUCUCCUGCUACCGCGGACUCUCAGGGGGCUUCGGCAGCCACAGCGUCUGCGGGGCCUUCCGCUCUGGCUCCUGUGGACGCAGCUUCGGAUAUCGCUCUGGAGGUGUCUGCGGGCCCACACCCCCCUGCAUCACCACAGUCUCUGUCAAUGAGAGCCUGCUCACACCCCUCAACCUGGAGAUCGACCCCAAUGCUCAGUGUGUGAAGCAUGAGGAGAAGGAACAGAUCAAGUGUCUCAACAGCAAGUUUGCAGCCUUCAUCGACAAGGUGCGCUUCCUGGAGCAGCAGAACAAGCUGCUGGAGACCAAGUGGCAGUUCUAUCAGAAUCGCAAGUGCUGUGAGAGCAACGUGGAGCCGCUGUUCGAGGGCUACAUCGAAACCCUGAGGAGGGAGGCUGAGUGUGUGGAGGCUGACAGCGGGAGGCUGGCUGCUGAGCUCAACCAUGCCCAGGAGGCCAUGGAGGGCUACAAGAAGAGGUAUGAAGAAGAAGUUGCACUCAGAGCCACAGCAGAGAAUGAAUUUGUGGCUCUGAAGAAGGAUGUGGACUGUGCCUACCUGCGCAAGUCAGACCUCGAGGCCAAUGCGGAGGCGCUGACCCAGGAGAUCGACUUCCUGCGGCGGCUAUAUGAAGAGGAGACCCGAAUCCUCCACGCCCACAUCUCAGACACCUCUGUCAUCGUCAAGAUGGACAACAGCCGGGACCUGAACAUGGACUGCAUCGUGGCUGAGAUCAAGGCUCAGUAUGAUGACAUUGCCACCCGCAGCCGGGCAGAGGCUGAGUCCUGGUACCGCACCAAGUGUGAGGAGAUGAAGGCCACAGUGAUCCGGCAUGGGGAGACCCUGCGUCGCACCAGAGAGGAGAUGAAUGAGCUGAACCGCAUCAUCCAGAGGCUGACAGCCGAGAUUGAGAACGCCAAGUGCCAGAACAACAAGCUGGAGGCCGCAGUGACCCAGUCUGAGCAGCAGGGAGAGGCCGCCCUCACCGAUGCCCGCUGCAAGCUGGCUGAGCUGGAGGCUGCCCUGCAGAAGGCCAAGCAGGACAUGGCCUGCCUGCUCAAGGAGUACCAGGAGGUGAUGAACUCCAAGCUGGGGCUGGACAUCGAGAUCGCCACCUACAGGCGCCUGCUGGAGGGCGAGGAGCAGAGGCUGUGCGAAGGUGUUGGAGCUGUGAACGUCUGUGUCAGCAGCUCCCGUGGUGGAGUUGUGUGCGGGGACCUGUGUGUGUCUGGCUCACGGCCAGUGACAGGCAGCGUCUGCAGCGCCCCAUGCAGCGGGAAUGUGGCGGUGAGCACUGGCCUGUGUGCACCCUGUGGAAGCGGCUCCUGUUACCAGGGGAGGUGUUAGGAGUCAAGAGGGAGCAGGGAGUGGCCUGCCCCACAGGGCUGAACACAGUAGCCUCAAGGUCUGCUGCCCUUGUGUUCUGAGAAUACAGUCCCCACCCCCAGCUGCCCUUGUGUUCUGAGAAUACAGUCCCCACCCCCAGCAGCUGCCCCUCUGUCCAGCUACCUGCUGCUGGCUGUGAUAGAUCAGCCCCCUGCCUCAGCUGCGGCCCUGGAGGUGCCCAGUCCUGCUUCCUGUGCCUCUAGCCUCUAGGCCGUGUUGUGCAAUAAACUGUGCCUACUCUCA
Peromyscus californicus insignis is the source of this 1912-nucleotide messenger RNA. Its product is annotated as keratin, type II cuticular Hb1-like. Lineage: Eukaryota; Metazoa; Chordata; Mammalia; Rodentia; Cricetidae. Bases 119 to 1630 code for a protein of 503 amino acids. Gene Ontology annotation, molecular function: structural constituent of skin epidermis. The transcript has 9 exons. Gene Ontology annotation, biological process: intermediate filament organization; keratinization. The record is from RefSeq and is a predicted model, not a curated record. Gene Ontology annotation, cellular component: keratin filament.